GUCUUAAUUGAUUUUAAGCUAUAAGAGUACAAAGGGUUAUUCACUCAUUGGAUUUGUACAGAUAUGUAUUAUUUGUGAACACCUUAGGUUUCUUGUUUUUCCUGGAUUCCUUAGGUUAUACCCUUCUGGUAUAGUGUCCAUGUGCUGGUGUUUAUGUGUUACAUCUGCUCAGUUUGAAAUGUUUGGAAUCGUUUUCAUGGAUUUGACCAGGAAUAUCUCCUUCUAUGUUUCCUACUGUCAAGCUGGCUAAAUGGCUCUCCUUGAGAUGUUCUCCGGGGAUCAGGAGCAGGAUGACUAUGAGGACGAGCUGUAUGGGGAUGAUGCAGACUCCAGUUUGUCUGACGCUGACAGUGAACUGGAGUUUCGGCUUUAUUCCCAGCUGCACUACAGCGCUGAGAUCCAGGAGGACCGAGAGGACUCGAGACCACGGACUCAGACUCCUCCUGCUCCACCUGUAGAUGUUAUUGUGAUUGACUCUGGCACAGAUGAUAUCACAGUGUCAGACAACACCGAGGAAGAUGACAGCAUCUGCGCUAAGAAAAGUCAAUCGUCCAAACGCUGGAACGGGAAGUUACUUUCAGCCGGUCUACCUCAAGUUCAAGCAGGAACGAGUUCCUCGGAUGAUAUCGUGGUGUUGGAUUCUGAUUCAGACGACAGCUCUUCUGAAUCUGUACAUGCUUCUAUAGAGGAUCUGGAUUCGGAUUCAGAUUCGGACUCGGAUGGACUGGAGAACUGGAUGAUUCUGGGCCGGGACAAACAGGAUGAGGAUCAGAGCAUCCAGCUCAACCUCUCUUUACCAGGAUAUGCAAAUGAUGAAGGGAAUAAAAAGAACUGGACCAUAUCAGAAAAGGAUAAAUGGGCUCAGAUCUGUAAUAAAGGAGCUGGCCCGAGGCGUGUCUCAAACCGUUACUACGCUGAAAAAUCCAUCACGUGUCACAACUGCAGGAAGUCCGGCCAUCUCUCUAAAAACUGUCCCACACCAAGGAAGGUGCCAUGCUGCUCAUUAUGUGGGCUUCGGGGACACUUACUGAGGACCUGUCCGAACCGUCACUGCUCGAACUGCUCACUGCCCGGCCACACUUGUGACGACUGUCUGGAGAGAGCUUACUGGCACAAAUGCUGCCGCCGCUGUGGCAUGACCGGACAUUUCUUUGACGCCUGCCCAGAAAUCUGGAGACAGUACCACCUUACAACCACUAAUGGACCCCUCCACAAGCCCAGUGAUCCAGAUGCCUGCAGGAGACCUGCCUACUGCUAUAACUGCUCUAAGAAAGGACACUUCGGCCAUGAGUGCACUGAGAGGAGAAUGUAUAACGGGACGUAUCCCACCCUGCCAUUCAUUUCCUAUUAUGACACAAAGAAGGACAUGAAUUGCCGGAAUCAUCGACUCAAAAAGCGGGCCAAAGAACUUCAGGAAGCAGGAUUGAUUUCACCUGAUGGAGCUUUCAUUACAAAUACCCCCCAUCCGCCCAGAAAGAAACCUAAAACCAGCCACAAAUACGCACACAACAACCAGCUCACGCCGAAGAGACGCAUCGCACACACACCCAAACACCAUCCAGAAGCGCACAAACAGAACACACACUUGAAUUUCAAGCAGAACUCACAAACGCCAGGAAACCACAGCAAACCCACGCCUCAGAGCAAGGUUAAACCACAAAAGCUAAGCCAGAAGGAAGCCAAAAAGAAAAUGCAAUCUAAACGUAUAGUUUUAGAUGAAGACGCAGACUUUCCUAGAGGCUGUGAAAAGAGCCCUCACACGAUGACAGUUUUUUCAUCCCCUCGCGAAGCCAGUGUGACGCAGAAGAAGCCCUUUGGACUGGAAAAGAACAAUGAAAAGAAAACCGAUCAAAUACCGAAAAAGAAUGAGAGGAAAAGGAGAAAGAGACAAAAGAAAGCUGCAAAAGGUUCUUCCAUGUGUCCCUCCGAUGAAAACCUUUUUCUGAUUAAACAAAGAAAAGUAUGAAGAUAAAAAAAA
This is a messenger RNA of Carassius carassius (crucian carp), 1978 nucleotides long. Its product is annotated as zinc finger CCHC domain-containing protein 7-like. NCBI's taxonomy places the organism in Eukaryota, Metazoa, Chordata, Actinopteri, Cypriniformes, Cyprinidae. Gene Ontology annotation, molecular function: nucleic acid binding; zinc ion binding. The record is from RefSeq and is a predicted model, not a curated record. The transcript is spliced from 9 exons. Bases 251 to 1966 code for a protein of 571 amino acids.